UAUUGAGGAUGAUUUACCCUGAAUGCCUCCAUCAAUUACGACGCCUAGGGUCUACGUCGGAGUGACGUCUGGGUAUUGCGCAUGCGCAGAUGGGCGCGCUGCAGCUGUUGAGGGAGGAGAGCGGUGCGAGCAGACAGCUGCUUCCACACUACGAGCAGGAACUGUAAAUGUGUGUGUAUUGAAUGUGUGUGUGUGUGUGACAGCGCGCUGCUAGAGUCAAACCUCAAGCGCUAAGCUCCAUUCACAAGGCUUUUGUCCAACGCCUUUAAAUGUAGCUCAUACACCGUAUACACGCAUUCCCUCUCGGACGCCUUCGAGCAUUUCACUGUGUUUUUGUCCCCGUACCCCGGAACGAGUGGAUCCUGACAUGAUGGGUCUGCUAUUACCAGCCAGUGUGUUGAAGUGAGCUGUUCUCUCCCUCUACUGUAAACCCCUCCCCCUGGGGUUAAACCCCUCUUCCCAUCCAUCCGGGGAGCAUCAGUCAUGGCAGGUGUUAAACGUGGCUAUGACGGCAAGAUUGCCGGACUGUAUGACCUGGACAAGACGCUGGGGCGCGGGCAUUUUGCUGUGGUAAAGCUGGCACGCCACGUCUUCACUGGUGAGAAAGUGGCAGUGAAGGUCAUCGACAAGACCAAGUUGGACACAGUUGCCACGGGUCACCUUUUUCAAGAGGUGCGCUGCAUGAAGCUGGUGCAGCACCCCAACAUCGUGCGCCUUUAUGAAGUCAUCGACACGCAGACCAAGCUGUAUCUGAUCCUGGAGCUGGGGGACGGAGGCGACAUGUUCGACUACAUCAUGAAGCAUGAGGAAGGGCUCAACGAGGAACUGGCAAAGAAGUACUUUGCCCAGAUUGUCCAUGCCAUAUCUUACUGCCACCGGCUGCAUGUAGUCCAUCGUGAUCUAAAGCCUGAAAAUGUGGUUUUCUUCGAGAAGCAGGGUCUCGUUAAGCUUACUGACUUCGGCUUUAGUAAUAAAUUUCAGCCUGGGAAGAAACUAACCACCAGCUGUGGGUCUUUGGCCUAUUCAGCUCCAGAGAUCCUGCUGGGGGAUGAGUAUGAUGCACCUGCAGUAGAUAUCUGGAGUCUAGGAGUGAUCCUGUUCAUGCUGGUAUGUGGACAGCCCCCUUUCCAGGAAGCCAAUGACAGUGAAACCCUCACCAUGAUCAUGGACUGUAAAUAUACCGUACCUACCCAUGUCUCCAAUGCCUGCAAAGAUUUGAUAAAUCGGAUGCUGCAGAGGGACCCUAAGCACCGUGCCUCGCUGGAGGAGAUUGAGAGCCAUGCAUGGCUGCAGGGUGUGGAUCCAUCUCCAGCCACCAAGUUCAGCACACCUCUUGUGUCCCACAAAAACCUUUCGGAGGAGGAACACAACUCGAUCAUCCAGCGCAUGGUACUCGGAGACAUUGCAGAUCGAGAGGCCAUCGUUGAAGCCCUAGAAACGAACAAGUACAACCACAUCACGGCUACCUACUUCCUGCUGGCAGAACGGAUCCUCCGGGAGAAGCAGGAGAAGGAGGUGCAGCCCCGAUCCUCCAGCCCCAGCAACAUCAAAGCCCAUUUCAGGCAGUCAUGGCCGACUAAAAACGAUGUGCACCAGGACAUCGAGGACAGCCUGGCGGCGUCCUCCAUCUCGCACGCAGGGGGGCCACAGUCUCCAGCCCGAAGCACUGAGAACCUGCUGAAUGGUCACCGUAACAAAGGGCUGCUGGAUCUGAGCCGCCGGGAGGAAAGCAGCGAGGCCUGUAGCACUGCCGUUUAUCCUGGCCAGUUGACCUCUCUCACCCAAGGCCCCCUAAAACCCAGCAGCACAGCUUCCCCUGCCUCAGCCUCAGCCAAGCAGCGAACAUGUCUUUUCCGUGUGGAGGAGGAUGAGGAGGAAGAGGAAGAGCAGGAGCAGGCACCACUCCCCACGCAGGUGAUUUUACGGCGAAAGCCGCCGUCUGUCACUAACCGGCUGACCUCCCGGAAGAGCGCACCGGUGCUCAACCAGAUAUUUGAAGAGGAAGGCGAGUCUGAUGACGAUGACUUUAACAUGAACGAUCUGCCACCCAAGAUGAGCCGCCUCAAGAUGAACAUUGCAUCACCCGGUACUGCAUCUAAGCGCUACAACCGGCGCAAGAGCCAGGGCCGUGGCUCCAGCUGCUCCAGCUCAGAGACCAGCGACGACGACUCAGAGAGCCACCGCCGCCGCCUCGAUAAAGAGUCAGGCUUCACGUACUGGCACCGCAGGGACAGCAGUGAAGGCCCACCAGGUAAUUCAGGGGGCAACGGAGGGGGUGGCAGUAGCGGUGGGCAGAGCAAACCUCCAGGAGAGGGUAACUCUGGACCAGACAGGGGGAGCAGUAAUGGUGGAAGUGGUGGAAGUGGAAACACAGGAGAGGGAGGGGGUUCUAAAGGACAGGGAAGCCCUUCCAGCUGCUCCAGUGGCAGCAGCAACCCUACCUCGGGCUCUACACGCACUGCAGCCCGGAGCACAGGAGAACUGAUGGAGAGCCUAAAGCUCAUGAGUCUCUGUUUAAGCUCCCAGUUGCAGCAUCGACGAGCAGGAGGAGGAGGACGCUUCAUCAUGGAUCCGCAGAGUCUCUCUAGUGUAAGAGUGCAGGAAAAGUCCUCGUGGAAGAUGUGCAUCGGCUCCAACAGCAGCCUGGAAAAGACUCUGAAUGUGGGCGGCGGGUUAAUGGACCGUUACCCGGACCAAACGGCAGCCAUGCUGAAUGAGCUGGCACUGGCCAAGGAGAACAACCUGAACUUGAAAGCAAACGUGCUGCAGCUACCUCUGUGUGAGAAAACAAUUUCAGUAAACAUCCAGAGGAGCCCCAGGGACGGGCUGCUUUGUACAUCGGCCCAGGCCAGCUGCUGCCAGGUCAUAUGAUGGUGGAUCACAUGACCAGACUUCAUAGUGCUCCUACCGCUGUAUUUGUAGCAUAAUGAUUUGAAAACUCCUGUAGCUUUGUGUGAUCUUCCCCAACCUUCUGUCGUCUUAAUCAUUCUUACAACUUAUUUAUUUUUAUCUCAAUCUGUUUGGUUUUAUGAGGUGCACACAUGCUAGAUUGGUUUCUGCCUCCUUGCGGGGUUGUCCUGUUUAGUCGCCCUUACUGUUUUACAUUUCCUUUCCAUCUCAUUGGUGAUGUAUAUUUCUUUCCACCAUCUCCUCAACUGAAAAACUCUUAAGAUGGUUUACAUGGUUUGGUUUCGGCCAGUCAAACAGAACUGUAGAUUUUUAUUUAAUGAUAAAGUGGAAUAUUUAAUAAAGAUAAUUAAAUAUGACCAAAAGUGUGACAGAGUAGCACCUGGAAGGUCGUACGAGCACUUACAAACUUAAGACUUAAUGAGUGCUACCAAAAAAAAAAAAACCCCAGCUCAUGUCAUAAAUGCAGCUCAUUAGAAGGAAACUAGCAUUCUGUUCUAAUUAAUGUAAUGUAUGUUUCUGAUGUCUUAAUUUAAAACAAUUUCCACAGAAAAUCAGUUCUUCAUUGAAUUAUGCAUUUUACUUUCUAAUCCUGGUUUAACUAACCACACAUUAAAUUACCUUUUAUAUAUAUAUAUAUAUAUAACAAAUAAAUAUUAUUAGCAACACUUAAAAUGUCAGUGUUCUUAAAAAUUCUGUUGAACAAUCACAUUUUCCUCAAGUCAAACAGGAAAUUAGUCAGCAAAUUAGCGUAUUUUUAUUCUGAGAAUUGCGUAUCCAUAAAUCGUAGAGUUUGACUUGAUGAUGAUUAUAUGAAGGGUUUUCUUUUUUCCCCCCAGAUAAGCCCCGUUUUCAACAUAGCCUUAAGGUAAAGCAAUCGAAGAAAACAAAUCCGUAUGAUAUGCUGUUCAUCAUCUGUGCAAAUUCAGCAGCCAAUUUUUUUUAAUCCAAAAUGCCAAUGUCCAGAUAAUGAAGAGAGUUCUUGUAGGGCAUCGAGGACAUACAGGACUGUUAACACACACUAGAGAUGGCUGGAGCUUUGCUGCAUUAACCAUAUUGAUCCUUAAGGAAAUCAUUAACAAUAUUCCACAGGUUGGUCAUGUCUUUAGUCCAAGUUUAGCUGGCUGGUUUCAAGACCUUAAUAAUAAUAGGAAAUGAAUUCCUAGAUACUGCUGAGCUCCAGAUCCCAGUCCAACUGUUCUGACCUCACUCACUUUGUCAAACACUUCAGUUACUGUAACUACCAGUCUCCAAUAAGACUGGCCUCAGAUGCCUAUAGGGUAUGUAAAUAAGUUUUUAAAAUUUUAUUUUCUUUUAUGUUUUUUAAAGGACUGCUGAUUUUAUGUGCCAUGUUAAACACAGGCUUUCGAGUGAAAGCAGUGCUGAUUUGUUACCUGGCUCUAAUUCCCAUUUACAGCGGAAGACAUAACGAGAGCUCUCAUUCAGGCAAUAGAUAAUAAAGGAACCGGCUUUUGAAAGACCAUCUAUAAUCCUGUGUGAAGAGCUGUACAGAGUCCAGGCUGAAGCAGAGAGAGCUGUAGAAGCUGAGGCUUUUAAGGGCAUUGGCAAUAAGCUAUAAGUUGCAGCUAUUUGUAAAUAUACAUUUUUUUUUUUUCUUUUUUUCUUUUUAAACUACAAGGUCUGUAAAUAAAGGUGUAAAUACAGUGCACACUCUGUAAAAGCGCAGCGUCAGCCGUCUGGUUCAUAGCUGUAAUAUAGCUUUACUAGUCGUGAGUGUCUCCAGUAAACUAAGCAAUGUUGAAAAAGAAAACAGUGCUAUAUUCAUGAUGUUGGUCUCAGACUCUGUCCUGCGAUGAUGUAAAACAGGUAAAAUGAUAAUGUGCAUGUGUUGAACGUUCAACAUAACUGAUCAAUGGACAUGGAAAGGUAAAACAACAACAAAGAACUGCCACAAAAUGUUACUGGACCAAAAUUGUGUACUGACUUCUAAAGAAAAACAACAGCAAAGAAGCAAAAUGAUUUAAUGUUCUGUUGUUGAAACUUGUCCUCACAAGUUAUAUAUAGUUAUGGUAAUGUCCAAAAAUUAAAUGUUGUGGAAGAUGUCUUUAAA
Molecule: messenger RNA, 4978 nt
Organism: Silurus meridionalis
Lineage: Eukaryota; Metazoa; Chordata; Actinopteri; Siluriformes; Siluridae
Gene: snrka
Product: SNF related kinase a
Biological process (GO): microtubule cytoskeleton organization; intracellular signal transduction; protein phosphorylation
Cellular component (GO): cytoplasm
Molecular function (GO): tau-protein kinase activity; ATP binding; protein serine/threonine kinase activity
Source: RefSeq, a predicted model, not a curated record